CUGUAGCUAGCCAAAUGCAUCGCAUGGAUCUGUAAUUUGGAAAGGUAUACAGUGUCAUCUGCGGUAAGCUUUUUCUCCUUGAUUUAUCUUUUGUUUUCAGACGAUAACACCAGAGAUACACACUUGAAACAACAGCGCAAAAUCCUAAUAUGAACUGCCAGGCCAUUUUGUUGAUCGCCAAAUAUUCCUGAUAUGACUGACCACAGUCCGAGUGGUCAGGAUGUGGACGUUGUGGUGGUGGGAGGUGGCCUUUCUGGACUGACUGCGGCUUAUCAGAUACACCGAAAAGACCCCAGCCUUAGGGUUGUAGUUUUGGAAGCCAAAGAUCGGGUCGGAGGAAGAACACUCACAGUUGAACUUGACAAUGGUAAUGGUACAGAUACAUGGGAUCUAGGAGGACAAUGGGUUGGCAGGUGUCAACCCCACAUAACCAAGCUGUUGGCUGAGUUAGGCCUGGACACCUACCCACAGUACAUACAAGGAAGGAAGUUCAUGCAGUUAGGAGGAGAUGUUGUGACCAGCUACACCUCUGACAUACCAUCCCUGUCAGGCCUGGCUCUCAUUGAUCUACAACGUACGAUAAAUCGGGUAGAGAGGCUGAGUAAGAUGGUGGAUGCCAGAGACCCAUACAAUUGUCAAUGUUCUAAGUUUGACGCCGAGUUGGAUGGUAUGUCACUGGACAGCUUUAUGAGGAAGCACAUGUGGACGAAGAGUGCUAAGGAAUGCAUUGAUGCUGCCAACCGGACGAUAUUGGGAGUGGAGGCAUCUCAGGUCUCUGUACUUUUCUAUCUCAUGUAUGUGUCUGCAGCAGGGGGCAUCCGUCCCUUGGUUGAGGCAUCAGAAAACACUGGACAGGAGUCAAAAAUAAUAGAUGACAAUAGUGUUCAUGUCACGUGUAAAAAUGGAGUGUGUGUUACUGCAAAGCGGGUUGUCAUAGCAACACCACCACAACUUACAGGAAAAAUAAUAUUCAGUCCUCCACUGCCGACGGAAAAGCAGCAGAUGAUGAAAAGAAUGCCAAUGGGUGACAUAAUCAAAGUUAUCAUAACAUACCGAGAGGUAUUCUGGAGAUCAGCUGGUCAGUCUGGGGAGGUAGUGACUGAUGGUGGCCCAACACAUGUGUCGGGGUGUGAACGAGGCCCCCUGUGUGUUGUGUAUGAUAAUACCUCCUACAGGGGGAGUCCAGCUCUCCUCGCCUUCAUAGGGGGCAAGGCAGCCAUCCAGUGGCGCAACCAACAGGCCUUGGAGAGAAAGUCUGCUGUAUUGAAAUCCCUGUCUGAAUUUUUUGGCCACAAAGUGUGGUCAUAUGUGGACUAUAUAGAGAAGGACUGGGGACAGGAACCCUACAGUGAAGGGGCACCCACCAGCUCAGCCGCACCUGGAACCAUGGCUUAUCUUGUCAAAGGGCUCCGACAUCCGUACAUGAAACUUCACUUUGCUGGGACAGAAUCAGCCACAGUGUGGUGUGGAUUUAUGAAUGGUGCUGUACAGGCAGGUCUUCGGGCAGCUAACGAGGUCCUGUACCACCUUCGUCCACAGAUUGUGUCAGCCGCGGAACUUCUGGACACUGUGUACGGCCCCAGCACACAAAAUCGUCCAGCCUCGAUGAGCAGGCGACCUAAUAAGGCAUUCAAAUGGACUGUUGGACUUGUAUUCAUAGUUGGAGGUGCUUUGUAUCUUAGAAGAAAAUUAAGAUGAUUUUUUUUGUCCUGUAGAUAUUCUCAUGACAAAAGAACUUUAAGACUGCUUCUCAAAUUCCAUUAGUCGGAGGGUCAUGACAUUUGGUCAUUAGAUACUUACAACAACUUCCCACCACCAAAAUUUGGCACAAGGUCUAGAUCUGCUCCUGCCUCUUUGUACUAGCUCCUAAGCCAUUACAAGGAAACAGAUUCCAACCCUAUAACCAUAUACAAAUUCUUGGCAUGAAGAAAUAAACACAAUCAUGCUAUCCUGAUUAGUCCCUUGAUCAGCCUCACCACUGGUGACUUUGAAAUCCCUGCAUUAUAACAUGGAAAUGUUGAAAUUCCAUCUGUACAAUUAUUAGCCAUGAAGGGAUAAACACAAUCAAACUAACCGGAUUAGCUUCUGGGUCCACCUUGGUUCCUGGUGACUUAGUUUGUGGGUCUUAAUAUGGAAACAGUUGGGAUUCCCACCCUGUAGCCAUAUAAAUAUCACUGCUAGACAGGAAAAAAAGAAUGAACUCAUGUUAUCAGGAUAAGCAAAAUAUUCUUGCCCCAACUUCUGUGUAGUUAGGUCUAGAAUCAUAAUCCAGGCAGUAUAACCAUAUACCUGUACAUAUAAAUCUAAUCCAAAUCUGCUUUUAAAAAAAAACCACUUGGUCCUUGGGUCAUAGAAAUACAUUUUCAUCUAAAGGACGAUUAUAACUGAACUCUCUAGGUGGUUGAUGAACAAUGCCCAAAAGGAGACAAUAGGGUGUUAAAUCUUAAAAGCUUACUCCUUUUGACCAGUUGAUUAUAUUUUUACUAAAUUUGCUGUGAAGUAUCCUUUGGACAGGCAAAUGGAAUGUUUUAUAAGAAAGGGGUUGUCCUAGGUACUGAGAGGCAGACCCAAAAUGGGAUAAAAUUGUAAUGUUACUAUAAAUAAAUACAUUUUGCCAUGACUGAUUGAAAAUACAGGAGAGUGAUACAUGCCUUUGUAUAAAAUACUUUGAAUUCAAACUUAUAUAUAUUAGAUUAACAAUGUGUGAAAUUAUGAUAUGGAUGACGUUGGUUUACCGAUUGGAAUGAUUACAUUUAUCAUUUAGGCUUUGCUAUCCUUGUUUGUCUGUCGUCGUACGUUAAGCAGAGAAUUGUUUGUUCCUUCUGAAGAACCAUUGAAGGGAUUUACUUGGUUAAGCUAUUCUUUAUCAUGUCCUGUCCAUGUUUUGUCUUUUAAAUGUCAAUCUGAAAAUCCUAGAUGGCUAUCCUGUGAUGGGGGGCGAGACAUUUUAUAUUUGUUAUCUAGAAUGGCUGCAGUGACUGACUACUGAUUUGUUACUUUCUGUUCCCUAUAUGCAGCAGUUCUGACCAACUGUUGUUACUUUCGGUUCCCUAUAUGCAGCAGUUCUGACCAAUUGUUGUUACUUUCUGUUCCCUAUAUGCAGCAGUUCUGACCAAUUGUUGUUACUUUCUGUUCCCUAUAUGCAGCAGUUCUGCCCAACUGUUGUUACUUUCUGUUCCCUAGAGGCAGCAGUUCUGACCAACUGUUGUUACUUUCGGUUCCCUAUAUGCAGCAGUUCUGACCAACUGUUGUUACUUUCUGUUCCUUAUAUGCAGCAGUUCUGACCAACUGUUGUUACUUUCUGUUCCCAUUUGAUUUGCUGAUAUAUUUUUGACUUUCCAAGAGCGGCUGUGUCCAUUGGCACCAACAUUGGCACACAGGUUCCUUACGGUCCCUGCUGUGUUUUUUUAUUUUUCUGUGAUGAUGCAUGAAUCAGAUAUCGAAAUCUUGGCUGCUGAUUGAGUGAACCUUUUCUACAUCUGCUCCUUUUCUCUGAUUUUUAGUGACCUAUUGCUAUCUGUUUUCGUCCGUCGUCGUCCGUCGUCCGUCGUCCGUUAACAUUUUACAUUUCAAAC
Mizuhopecten yessoensis (Yesso scallop) is the source of this 3575-nucleotide messenger RNA. RefSeq names its product probable flavin-containing monoamine oxidase A. Gene Ontology annotation, molecular function: oxidoreductase activity. The record is from RefSeq and is a predicted model, not a curated record. The transcript has 10 exons. NCBI's taxonomy places the organism in Eukaryota, Metazoa, Mollusca, Bivalvia, Pectinida, Pectinidae. Bases 193 to 1698 code for a protein of 501 amino acids.